Brachypodium distachyon (stiff brome) is the source of this 1537-nucleotide messenger RNA. RefSeq names its product ADP-glucose phosphorylase. The coding region runs from base 89 to 1141 and encodes 350 amino acids. The transcript is spliced from 3 exons. NCBI's taxonomy places the organism in Eukaryota, Viridiplantae, Streptophyta, Magnoliopsida, Poales, Poaceae. Gene Ontology annotation, molecular function: UDP-glucose:hexose-1-phosphate uridylyltransferase activity; zinc ion binding. The record is from RefSeq and is a predicted model, not a curated record. Gene Ontology annotation, biological process: beta-D-galactose catabolic process via UDP-galactose, Leloir pathway.
CAGAACAGAGCCCAAGCGUCGCUCCGCAGCCUCCGCUCCUGCGACUGCGAGCACCGAAGCACACACCCUUCUGGAAAAGGGAUAGCCGAUGGCGGAAGCUUCUAGAACCUCCGAGGCGCGCCGCGACGCCGUGUUCGGCCGCUGGGUCGUCUUCUCGCCGGCGCGCUCGCGGCGCCCCACUGACCUCAAGUCGCACGCUCCCACGAACCCUAGCCCCGGCGACGGCGACGCACCCAGGCCGUCCUGCCCCUUCUGCCUCGGCCGCGAGCCCGAGUGCGCGCCUGAGAUAUUCCGCGUGCCGGCGCCGGAUACGCCCGGCGAGGCGCCGUCGCCGUGGCGGAUCCGCGUGAUCGAGAACCUGUUCCCGGCGCUGCGGCGCGAUGCGGAGCCGCCGGCACCGGAGGAGGAGCCCGCUGACGUUGGGGAGUGCGCCGUGCGGGGGUUCGGGUUCCACGACGUGGUCAUCGAGACCCCGCGCCACGACGUGCGGCUAUGGGACCUGGACGCCGAGGGGGUCCGCGACGUCCUGCUCGCGUACGCGCGCCGCGUGCAGCAGCUGUCGGAGCACCGAGCGGUGAAGUAUGUUCAGGUGUUUAAGAAUCAUGGGGCGUCUGCUGGAGCUUCAAUGGCACACUCACACAGCCAGAUGUUGGGUACUCCUUUUGUCCCUCCAUCUGUUACCUCCCGGCUGAACUGCAUGAAGGAGGUUUUUGAGAGGACCGGGAAAUGCAGUCUUUGUGAGAUUCAGUCGAAGGAUAGUUUGGUCAGUGAGACACCCAAUUUUCUUGCAAUUGUUCCUUUUGGAGCAUCUUAUCCUUUUGAGAUGUGGAUUAUUCCUCGGCAACAUGGCUCCUAUUUCCACGAGAUAGAUCAGGAUAAGGCAUUGGACCUUGGGUCUCUGUUAAAGAGCAUGCUGCAGAAGUUGUGUAAGCAACUCAACGAUCCGCCAUUCAACUAUAUGGUCCACAGUGCACCAUUCGGAAUCGCCUCAUCCUGUCUACCAUACACACACUGGUUUCUCCAGAUAGUGCCACAGUUGAGUGUAAUCGGUGGAUUUGAGAUGGGGAGCGGGUGCUACAUCAACCCAGUUUUCCCUGAAGACGCUGCAAAGAUCCUGAGGGAAAUCGACUGCUCAAUAUAGUUGGGUAGUUGGAUCUGAUUGUUUCUUUGGUCACGUUAGGAACAAAGGGUGUGUUGUUCCUCUAAAGAAGUAUCAUGCUGCUAAUAAUCCAAGUGGACAGCUAACAUGAUGUAUUGAUUUUUACUACCAAGAAUCUGAUCAAACUCAGAAACUCUAACCUUCACGGAAGGUUUGCUGUUGACGAUUUUCAUCUCCAUCAUCAGAAAGGGUGGUUUCACAUAUCAGUCACUUGUAUGCCUUUGAGUGUCCAUUUUCCUUGUUGAUAUAGUGAGUUGCAUGUACGAUGACUUGUAAUACGGAGUAUUUGCUAAAAACAUGUACCCUGAUCAAUAUAGUUUUUGCCUUUGAGGCUCAUAUGAUGUUGGAUUUUAAUAAUAUGAUGGCUGGGUGCAUCAA